This is a messenger RNA of Triticum dicoccoides, 456 nucleotides long. RefSeq lists its product as uncharacterized. Bases 74 to 403 code for a protein of 109 amino acids. NCBI's taxonomy places the organism in Eukaryota, Viridiplantae, Streptophyta, Magnoliopsida, Poales, Poaceae. The record is from RefSeq and is a predicted model, not a curated record. The transcript is spliced from 3 exons.
UCUUUGUCCAGGUGUGCCAAGCUGUGGCGUUGGAGAGCCAGGUCCAAGUAGAGCAGCCUCCCCGGUUAGGAGAAUGUUUGCAACGGACGAAGAGUAUGCUCGAGAGUUGGCAGAGAAGCUGGAAAACAAAGAGAUCGAAGCAAAUGAUGUAUCGGAGGAUCCACUCGCGGUGGCUGCUCAGAAAGAACAUCAGGAGCGGGCCGGAUGUGGUAACGAAGCAGGCAUCGCAGCUCAGCCACGAAUGGUUAUGGUUGACGACAUGAGGACACUUAACCCAAUAAGGAUUGCAGCUGAUCACGUGGCGACUGAUGGUAAUCGCAACGGGGGGCGGAAGAGAGCUGGUGGUCAUGAGGAUGCUCCUAGGCGUAAGAAGGUCAGGUUCUUGUCUGAAAUUGUCUCGUAGCCAGAGCCAGUGAUGAUCACACAUGACCCAACACCGGUGGAUCAUCACUGGCU